AUGGCUGUCUUAUCCACCUUGUCCAUCCUUCCCUCCACCCGAACCAUCAUCGACAACACCCUCCUCUCACCAUUCAUCACUGGCGCUCUAUUGUUCUACAUCAAACGCAACCCCUCCGCCUUGGACAAGCUCCCAUGGUUUCCGGACCUGACACUAACCCUCCCAUUCCGACUCCCCUUGAACAUUCGCAACUCUGUGACUCUCCACGCCUCACCGCCUCUCAAGACGCUCAAAUUUCUCUUCGGCCUCGGCCUGGUUCUGUACGUGAAUCGCUUCCUCAACCGUCUGGCUUUGAAUUACUGGCACCUCCAAAAACAAGGAGUGCCGUGGGACUUCCAAGCCGAGGGCAAGGAGACCAUUUUGAUCACUGGUGGCUGUUCCGGGUUUGGACGUGAGAUGGUCCAAAUGUUCGCCGAACAGACCAGGGCGAAUAUCUUGGUAUUGGACAUUCAGGAUCUACCUGCCGACAUGAAGGAUAUCUCCCGUCUCACGUACUACCAAACGGACCUCACGUCCCCAUCCUCCAUCACCUCCACCAUUACCACAAUCCUCAACACCUCCCACCCUCCGCCGACCGUCCUAAUCAACAACGCGGGCAUCGCCCAAGCGCAUACCAUCCUCAACACCACCGACGCCUACCUGGAGAAGAUCUUCCGCGUUAACGUCCUCUCACAUUUUACACUGAUCCGCCUCCUCUUGCCAGUCAUGAUGUCCCAACGCAAAGGCCACAUCGUUUCUCUCGCCAGCAUGGCCAGUUACGUCGGCGUCGCCAGUCUGGUUGACUACUCCGCGACCAAAGCUGCGGUUCUUGGCAUGCAUGAGGGUCUGGUUCAAGAACUCGCACACCGCUAUGCAGACCAUGGAGGACACUGUAUCCAGGCGUCGAUCGUGCAUCCGAUAUGGGCGCGUACGCCGCUGAUCGGGUCCUGGGAAAAGGAGCUGAAUAAGUCGGGACAGCACGUAUUGACGGCGCGCGAUGUCGCGGGUGGAGCUGUGCGCCAAGUCUUGAGCGGGAGGAGCGGGAGUGUUUUCUUCCCCCAAUGGAUGUGGAUGGGGACGUUGCUGAGGUUUUUGCCGGAUUGGGUUGCGUUGACGCAGCGAGCGACCCUGCAUCCGGCGACUCAAACAGCGGAGAAGGAUGUGGCUGGUCAGCAUACGAAGUAG
Messenger RNA from Rhinocladiella mackenziei CBS 650.93, 1164 nucleotides. RefSeq lists its product as uncharacterized. Bases 1 to 1164 code for a protein of 387 amino acids. NCBI's taxonomy places the organism in Eukaryota, Fungi, Ascomycota, Eurotiomycetes, Chaetothyriales, Herpotrichiellaceae. Gene Ontology annotation, molecular function: oxidoreductase activity, acting on the CH-OH group of donors, NAD or NADP as acceptor. The transcript is spliced from 2 exons. The record is from RefSeq and is a predicted model, not a curated record.